Messenger RNA from Cydia pomonella (codling moth), 11278 nucleotides. RefSeq names its product tuberin (gene gig). Gene Ontology annotation, molecular function: GTPase activator activity. Gene Ontology annotation, biological process: regulation of small GTPase mediated signal transduction; positive regulation of GTPase activity; negative regulation of TOR signaling. The transcript is spliced from 58 exons. The record is from RefSeq and is a predicted model, not a curated record. Gene Ontology annotation, cellular component: cytoplasm; nucleus; TSC1-TSC2 complex. NCBI's taxonomy places the organism in Eukaryota, Metazoa, Arthropoda, Insecta, Lepidoptera, Tortricidae. Bases 585 to 9053 code for a protein of 2822 amino acids.
ACUCUUUGGGUGGAUGUGUACAUAUAUUUUACUGUAUUACUGUUAUGUAUCUUCCAUUGAAUGAAAGUCACUGAUAGUAACGAUUUUGUACGAAAAAUAACUACCCUCCUCCUGUCAACCCAACAUUAGUUUGUCUGCUUGAACGCGCCUUAUAAAAAUAAUUAUCAUGUGGCAACACUGCUUAAGAGUUCGUUCAGAAAUAAUGGAUGCGGCUGCUUUUGUUUACCUAAUGUAUUGUCACCUUCCUUAUUAAUACAUGAUGUAUUUUUAUCUCUAGUAUUCCAUAAUUAAUAAACACGUGAGUAAGGUAACAAUAUUAAACAAUAUAACUCAAUAGUCAUCACGUAUUUUGUUUGGACAAUGUUUACGUCGCGUUCAUAACCCGCGUAUCGAGCAAGUGCUGUCAGCUGUGCUGCGACCGACAGGGCGAACUGUCAGAUGGUGAAUAGCAAAGGAGCGGUAGUGAGAUUAUUUUUAAUAAAUAUGUCUUUUUAUUUGCAAUUUCACACUCAUAGAUAAUCUUUGCGCAUAGCUUUAAGCUUUAGCGUGUUUAGUUAGGUAGUGAUAGCAAGGGCGGCCGCAAUAUGAGUUCGAGGGACCGGGAUACUAAAUCGCUCCAGGACAAGUUGAAAGUGUUCUUCAAGAAGGGCGCUUCGGCGCCGCUACCGGCGGUGAACGAGCUGGUGGUGACAGCGGAUCUCGAGCGAGAGCUGCGGUCGGAUGCGGCACCCGCGCGGCGGCUCCGCGCGCUGCGGGACCUCGGCGACCGCGUGCGUGUCACCAGGAUACAACAGGGCGGCGCGGAGAGGCUAUGGGCGCUCAUGCGAGAUCUCCUCGACGACAGCUGCGCGGAGUCGAGGCACACGGCGCUCUGGUUCCUGCGCUGCAUAGCCGAAGGACAGGAGUGCGCCGUGAUGCGGACGCUGAUGUUUCGGUAUCUGCGAGAAACGCACGCGCUGCAUCCAGCCGAGGACGCGCCCCACCGCCUCUCGCUGCUGUCCACGCUCACCAACGCCGGCAAGAACAUCGAGUGCUUCGAGGAACAGAUCGGUGAAUACCUGCUAGAAUACAUGCGCAGUGUAGGUGAAACUGGCCCCGCGCUGCCUGAACUGUUGGCCCUCGUCAUCAACGUUGUCAAGUAUAACGCCACCUACUUGGACGAACACGUCGUGCACGGCAUCGUGGACGCCUCCUGUCACCUCUGCGCCUACUCCGCCGAAGCCGGGGCCGUCGUAUCAGCCCUGGCGUUACUGGAAGCCGUCGUGGCGUACUCGCUGCUGCCUCGCGCCGCGCUGCCGGCCUUCGUGGGAGCCCUGUGUCGCACCGUGAACCUGGAGCGUCACUGCCAGACCAGCUGGAAGCUGAUGCGCUCAGUCCUCGGCGCCGACCUGGGCCACGCGGCGCUUCAAGAGCUCGCAGCGCUCCCCGCCGCCGCCGCCGCCGCCGCCGCCAACAACGCCGACGCGAACAACGCCGCCGCCGCCGCCGACGCCGGAGCCGUGCGCGGCGCCGUGUUCUACAUCAACAUGGCGCUGUGGGGCCCGCGCCGCGUGCCCAGCCUGCGCGUGUCCCUCCUGUGCGUGUUGCCGGCUCUAUUACAGGCGGUGAGCACGAACCAGCCCGUGGUAACGUACGAGGUGAUCCAGGCCAUCCAGAGCCUCGUGACGCGCGCGCCGCCCGACUCGCUGUGCGCCGCCUGGGACGUGCUGCUGGCCGUGCUGGCGCACGCGCACAGGCACGACAAAAGCCUGGACCCUCCCAACGAGCUGAUCCACACCCGCCUCCACGCGCUCCUCACCAGCAUCGAGCAGCUGCACGAGGCCGGCCAGUACUCCGGGGACCCCGGCCAGCUGCUGGACCUCAUCGACUCCAGCGCUCAGGACCGCCCGGAAGCAUCGGUGCUGCGCCUCAUCAGCCUCCGCUGCGCGACGCUGUCGCCGGCGCGCGCGGACUGGCUGGGCGCGGCGCUGGCGCUCGGGGACAAGUUCGUGCGCCGCGACGCGCGCGCCGCCGUGCGCCUGCACGCGCUCGCGCAGCUGCUCGCCGUCGUCAAACGACACAGGUUCCUGUACGAGGAGGAGGUGGUGGCGGGCGUGGGCGUGCCGGCGCUGGGCUGGGCCGCGGCCGCCGAGCCCGCGCUGCGCGCCGCCGCCGCGCGCGCCGCCGCCGAGCUGGCCGUGCUGCUGGCCGGCGACGCCGCCACCGACCUCAUCGACCUGCUGGAGAAGUGUAGUGGGCGUGCCGGCGCUGGGCUGGGCCGCGGCCGCCGAGCUGGCCGUGCUGCUGGCCGGCGACGCCGCCACCGACCUCAUCGACCUGCUGGAGAAGGUACCGUGCCACAAGCCACUAGUAGUGUAGUGGGCGUGCCGGCGCUGGGCUGGGCCGCGGCCGCCGAGCUGGCCGUGCUGCUGGCCGGCGACGCCGCCACCGACCUCAUCGACCUGCUGGAGAAGUGUAGUGGGCGUGCCGGCGCUGGGCUGGGCCGCGGCCGCCGAGCUGGCCGUGCUGCUGGCCGGCGACGCCGCCACCGACCUCAUCGACCUGCUGGAGAAGGUACCGUGCCACAAGCCACUAGUAGUGUAGUGGGCGUGCCGGCGCUGGGCUGGGCCGCGGCCGCCGAGCUGGCCGUGCUGCUGGCCGGCGACGCCGCCACCGACCUCAUCGACCUGCUGGAGAAGGUACCGUGCCACAAGCCACUAGUAGUGUAUGUAGUGGGCGUGCCGGCGCUGGGCUGGGCCGCGGCCGCCGAGCCCGCGCUGCGCGCCGCCGCCGCGCGCGCCGCCGCCGAGCUGGCCGUGCUGCUGGCCGGCGACGCCGCCACCGACCUCAUCGACCUGCUGGAGAAGGUACCGUGCCACAAGCCACUAGUAGUGUAUGUAGUGGGCGUGCCGGCGCUGGGCUGGGCCGCGGCCGCCGAGCCCGCGCUGCGCGCCGCCGCCGCGCGCGCCGCCGCCGAGCUGGCCGUGCUGCUGGCCGGCGACGCCGCCACCGACCUCAUCGACCUGCUGGAGAAGUGUAGUGGGCGUGCCGGCGCUGGGCUGGGCCGCGGCCGCCGAGCUGGCCGUGCUGCUGGCCGGCGACGCCGCCACCGACCUCAUCGACCUGCUGGAGAAGGUACCGUGCCACAAGCCACUAGUAGUGUAGUGGGCGUGCCGGCGCUGGGCUGGGCCGCGGCCGCCGAGCCCGCGCUGCGCGCCGCCGCCGCGCGCGCCGCCGCCGAGCUGGCCGUGCUGCUGGCCGGCGACGCCGCCACCGACCUCAUCGACCUGCUGGAGAAGGUACCGUGCCACAAGCCACUAGUAGUGUAUGUAGUGGGCGUGCCGGCGCUGGGCUGGGCCGCGGCCGCCGAGCUGGCCGUGCUGCUGGCCGGCGACGCCGCCACCGACCUCAUCGACCUGCUGGAGAAGGUACCGUGCCACAAGCCACUAGUAGUGUAUGUAGUGGGCGUGCCGGCGCUGGGCUGGGCCGCGGCCGCCGAGCUGGCCGUGCUGCUGGCCGGCGACGCCGCCACCGACCUCAUCGACCUGCUGGAGAAGGUACCGUGCCACAAGCCACUAGUAGUGUAUGUAGUGGGCGUGCCGGCGCUGGGCUGGGCCGCGGCCGCCGAGCUGGCCGUGCUGCUGGCCGGCGACGCCGCCACCGACCUCAUCGACCUGCUGGAGAAGACGCCGACCUGGCCUCUUACGGCGCUGAGGGAGCGAAUUCGCAUCGUCCUCGCGCAUUCUCUCUGCAGCCUCCUUUUGCGACAGGACGACGCUCUGACCACUGCUGGUAGAGGACGUCUCGUGCCUCUUCACGCCACUGGCGGACCUCACGAGGGGCAGGCCAGUUCUCCUCCCUCCUUGCUGCUAGCACCCGCCAAUAGACCGCGGACUGAACCUUGGCUUCAAGAUCCCAUGGCGGGCUCCCAGCUAGCAGGCCGGCUGCUGCGUGCGAGUUGUCGCGGUACCGUGCCACAAGCCACUAGUAGUGUAGUGGGCGUGCCGGCGCUGGGCUGGGCCGCGGCCGCCGAGCUGGCCGUGCUGCUGGCCGGCGACGCCGCCACCGACCUCAUCGACCUGCUGGAGAAGUGUAGUGGGCGUGCCGGCGCUGGGCUGGGCCGCGGCCGCCGAGCUGGCCGUGCUGCUGGCCGGCGACGCCGCCACCGACCUCAUCGACCUGCUGGAGAAGGUACCGUGCCACAAGCCACUAGUAGUGUAGUGGGCGUGCCGGCGCUGGGCUGGGCCGCGGCCGCCGAGCUGGCCGUGCUGCUGGCCGGCGACGCCGCCACCGACCUCAUCGACCUGCUGGAGAAGUGUAGUGGGCGUGCCGGCGCUGGGCUGGGCCGCGGCCGCCGAGCUGGCCGUGCUGCUGGCCGGCGACGCCGCCACCGACCUCAUCGACCUGCUGGAGAAGGUACCGUGCCACAAGCCACUAGUAGUGUAGUGGGCGUGCCGGCGCUGGGCUGGGCCGCGGCCGCCGAGCUGGCCGUGCUGCUGGCCGGCGACGCCGCCACCGACCUCAUCGACCUGCUGGAGAAGUGUAGUGGGCGUGCCGGCGCUGGGCUGGGCCGCGGCCGCCGAGCUGGCCGUGCUGCUGGCCGGCGACGCCGCCACCGACCUCAUCGACCUGCUGGAGAAGGUACCGUGCCACAAGCCACUAGUAGUGUAGUGGGCGUGCCGGCGCUGGGCUGGGCCGCGGCCGCCGAGCUGGCCGUGCUGCUGGCCGGCGACGCCGCCACCGACCUCAUCGACCUGCUGGAGAAGAUAAUGAACCGGCCGUUUGAGAGUGAAGAGCCCCACGAGUCAGACCCCGAGCCAGAUUUAACAGACGUCACUCUUGCGGUCUCAGGUCUCCUAGAAGUGUUCCACGCGAAGCUGCUCCGAGCCCCGGCGGCGCACGCGGCGCGCGCCUGCCUCGUGCUGCUGGACCACCUCGACCACGCGCUCAACCACCCGCGCCACUCGGCCGCGCACGCGCCCUGCAGGAAGAAGAUUCUUGACAUGAUCUUCGGCCUCCGCGCGAACGCGUUCAACUCCGUGGGGUUCUGCUACGACAGCGCCGGGAGCCCGGUGUACGGCGCGGCCGCGCUGCGCAUCAAGCCCCUGUGCUCGCCGAGCUUGCUCGCCGAGCCGCUCGCCGCGCGCGGCCACCACCCGCCGCCCAGCAGCCAUCAAGUGCCGGUCAGUGUACAGAAUACACACGCUGUGUACGAGUAUAUGGGGGGAAUCACGGCACGACUUCGCGACGCAAAAUUUCACACUCACAUGACUGCGGUGGUUUCGCAGUCAUGUUCGCGCUUUCCACGAAGAUUCCCGUCCCCUUUAUGUAAUUUGCAGGGAACUUGUAUUCUCCCAGUGGGCCGCUGUGCACGCAUUCUGACCCUAGCCUUGAGUCGGGAAAAGGAGUGGUCCGUCUUACAGCAUGUUCUCUGGGCCCUACCAGCCUUACUACAGUCCAGGGCUCUUUGUGUCGGUCGCAGGGCCCAAGACUUGGACCUGCUGGCUUCUACUCUCUGCGCCAUGCUCUCAGACCGAAGCCUGGCGUUCCCCGAGUGCCUGCGAGGUCAAAAGGUCCUGGUGUCGGAGCUCCACGCCGCCGUGCUGCCCUCUCUCGGGGCAUUAGCUCCGUACCACGCCUUCCUCGAACCAUUAACACAACAGCGGGUCGUGCGGUGUCUGCUGCGCUACGGCAUGGUGCUUCGAACGCCGGCGCCAUACCUAGCAGCACUGACGCAGUUCACCCUAGAAGCCCGUGACACCAUGGUGAAGCUACUUCCCGAGGUUCUACUCGACUUGUCCAAGGUGUCCGACACCAAACUCAUCGCAGGACCAAUGCUUGAAUUUCUAUCCACUUUAACCCGACUACCGCGAGUAUUCGCCUCGUUCGUCGAAGACCAAUACAUGUCCGUAUUCGCCAUCCUGCUCCCGUACACGAACCCGUCCCGCUACAACCACUACGUCGUCUCGCUCGCACACCACGUGGUCGCCGCCUGGUUCCUCAAGUGCCGGCUGUCUUAUAGACGGAACUUCGUCAGGUUUAUUAUACACGGCCUGCACAACUACAUCAUCAUGCCGUUCGAGGAGCAGCUGCACAAUUACAAGGUGCACGCGCCCGCCAAUGAGGACUCCAGCAAUCGCAAACGCAGCUCCAGUCUGGGGUCCCGCGGCGUGUCAGCGGCGCCCAUCGGGUCCGGGUCCGGCGCGACUCGGGCCGGCGCGGCCUCGGCCUCCGCCGCCUUCCACGUGGAGCUCACCGAGACCUGCGUGGACCUGCUGGCGCGCUACACCGCCUCCGCCUGCAGCGUCAAGCCGCAGAGGAGUGACGCGGCAGAGUGGAUGUUCUCCGGCGGGCAGUCCAUGACGUGGCUGGUGGGGCACAAGCUGGUCACCAUCACCACGGCCGGCUGCAACAUGAACAGCAUCAAGCAGGGCAUGUGCGACAGGUGCGCGGCGCUGUGCCGCGCGCACGCGGACAGCGCGGCCAGCCCGCUGCCGCCGCUGGCGCCGCCCGACGACCCCGCCCGGCCGGUCCCGCCAAGCGACGGGAGCCACGGGAACCACAACAACCUACAGGUCACCAACCCGCCCGAGAUCAAACGCUACAGCAAGCACUCGCUGCAGCACUCCCGCUCAACGGACAACUCGGCGAGCUCUUCGCUCUCCGACCGGCCCGACACCGUGCCCUCCAGACAAAACUCGGCCGAAUACAACCCCAUAGUAGAAGCGCUCAACAAUUUCACGCAACGCUUCGAAAAGAUCUCAAAAGAAGUGGACACAGAAGAAGCGGCCUGGUCGCGAGCAGGAGAGCUGGCAGCGGGCGCCUGCCCCUGUUGGUGCGCGGACUGGGCCGAGAUACACGUCCGCUCCCCCUCGGGAGACGUGUCCUGGCUUAUGCGGGUGCAGAACCAGAUGGGCUGGGAGAGCCAGGAGUCGUCGCUGCAGGACAUCCUGGCGCUGCUGGCGCCCGCGCCCUCCGCGCCGCCCUCCUCCGCCUCCAGCGGCAUCGGCGACGACCGCGCUAACCAUGCGUCGGAGAGCGACAGCCGCUCGCGCAGCGGCUCGUCGGCCUCGCAGGCGGCGCACGCGCAGGACCUGCACAAGUCCAGUUCCGACUCCGUGGUGGCCGGCGAGAGGAAGCCCCCGCACGCCGCCUCGCACUGCAUCGGGCCUCCGCAGCAGCCGCCACGUAUGAGCACGCAGCCGAUCAACAUCCCCGGGUCGCCGGUGCGCGCCGCGCACGACGACGACAUGCUGCUCUACGUGCCCGAGGGCAAGAGCAGACACCCAGUCCGCCGCUCCAACUCCUCACCGGAGAUGUCGUCGUGGAAGCUCCCCCGGGACUCGCCCACGACCCUGGAACCCCCCGCCGCCGACCCCUCGCUGCUCAUACUGCUACCGGGCACCGAGCCCACGCAGUCGCAGUCGCUCCACUUGUCGAAGAAGGCGAACAAGAAGAGCGACAUGCGCGUGUCGUGCGAGGCCAUCCCCGAGGAGAUGUCGGGCUCCUCGCCGCUCGCCGCGCCCGCGCCGCCGCCCCCGCACCCGCACCUCAUGACAUACAACUCCGACCCGGCACUUUACGAAGGCAUCGACUAUGCCAGGGUGGUACAGAGGUUGAUGAACGUAAAACGCGUCGCGGCAACGCUCAGGAUUCCACUUCUCGAACCACUCGCUAUGCUCGUGGUUCAAUUUCGGAUUAUUUCGCUUGUUCGGGUAUCAAUAUUAGCACGAGCGGGUAAACAUCAACUUUGCCCCCUUGUGAAACAAAUAACUAUUGCAGGCUCUGGCUCGGCGCCUGAAGACGGGCCCUCACCAACACCCAUACAAAAGGUGGCGAGCGACAGCAUCGUGCAGGGCGUGGCGGGCGCGCACGCGCACAGGCCGCCCGCCGCGCCGCGCGCGCCCGCCCCCGCCGCCGGCCCCGCCCCCGGCCCCGCCCCCGCCGCCGCCGGCUCCAUGAGGGAGCGGGACGACCUGCCGCCGCUGUCCCGCUCCAAGCGCUCCAAUACCAUCUCCGUCAUGAGCCCCACGAGACGACACAGAGAGCAGUCGUCGACGCCGCCGACGUCGUCGGGCGGGCGCGCGGCGGCGGGCGGCGCGGGCGGCGGCGUCACGCCGUCCUUCGUGCUGCUGCAGCUCUACCACAAGAUGAGCACCUACCCCAUCACCCCGCCCGUGCCAGGCGAGGCGCCGAGCGCGCAGAACCCGCUGGCCGAGCGGCCGCUGCUGGUGGCGGGCGUGCAGCACGAGCGCACCAUCAAGAACCUGGACCGCGUGCCGCCCAUCGAGACUUACAAGGUGGGCGUGCUGUACGUCGGACCGGGGCAGCAGGACAACGAAGUAGAAGUGCUGAAGAACGAAUACGGCAGCGUGAGAUACGCGGAAUUCCUCGGGCAGCUCGGCACGCUGGUGUCGCUGGCGGGCAGCGGCGCCGGGCUGCUGGAGGGCGCGCAGCAGCAGCCGCUGUUCCUCAACCUGGAGCAGGGCGGGAAGGACGGCAAGUACACCUAUGUGUGGCACGACGAUAUCAUGCAGGUGCUGUUCCACGUGGCGACGGCCAUGCCGGUGUCGGCCGCCGACCCCACGUGCAACGAGAAGCGCAAGUACAUCGGCAACGACUACGUCUCCAUAGUGUACAACGACUCGGGCGGAGACUUCCCCAUACAAACCAUCAAGGGCCAGUUCAACCUGUGCAUCGUAGUGGUGGAGCCGUGCGAGCACAGCCUGCACCGCGUGCACAUCAAGACCAAGGACGAGCGAAUUCGGAGCAAGUUCCUGCCGCACCUGGAGCAGUGCGCGCACGUCGUGUCGGACCACUGCGCCGCCACGCUCGCGCGCCAGCUGGCGCUGCACUGCGCGCUGGCGUCGCACAUAUCGCAGUCGCUGUCGAUGGGCGGCGGCUCGCAGCCCUACGCCAGCAACUCGCUGGAGCGGCUGCGCCACAUCAAGCGGCUGCGGCGCCGCGUGGAGGACGAGCGCCUCGCGCACGCCGCGCGCGCGCCCAAGCCCUACGCCCCGCAAGGAGACACCGCGCGCCGGGUCGCCAUGGACGACUUCAACGACUACACUUAAACACCUAAUCGAACUACUCGGCCGAACCACAUCGGACCUAAUCGAACCCGUUCGGCCGAACUGAGUCGGCCUAGUCGAACUGACUGAGUCGAACUAAAGUUGCGCUAGUUUAGCUAACUUGGCUUAAUCGAACCGACUAGGCCGAACAGCCAGCCUAUAGAACCGAGUCGGCCGAAUUAAGGUGGCUUAAUCGAACCGACUAGGCCGAAAGAUAAGCCUAUAGAACCAAGUCGGCCGAAGUAAGUUGGCUUAAUCGAACCGACUAGGCCGAAAAAUAAGCCUAUAGAACCAAGUCGGCCAAAGUAAGUUGGCUUUAUCGAACCGACUAGGCCGAACAGUCAGCCUAUAGAACCAAGUCGGCCGAACUGACUAGGCCAGUUUGAGUCAAGUUGGCUUAACGCGUCAUUCGAUAUGGCCUGCAAAAAAAAAUUACGCGUUAGAGCACUUUUUGUAUGUAAAUAUCGUUGUUUCUUUCGUUUUCUAGACAAAACAAAGUUUGACCGAGUGAAUCGCUUGAAGUAUAGCCAGCCCUUUACACAUAAAGGCAGAGCCUUAUGGUUUACGAAAUAUGCUGCAUCUCUUUCUAUUUUAUAUGCGACGAAAAGGAUGCGACAUUCGUUGUUUUACUAGUUUGGCAUCUUGUGUACAAAAUGCACUAAGCGUAGUAUUUGCCUCUGGAUCGUCGUGUGAGACAGCUUGUCCUUAUGUGACUACGAUUCAACACCGAAAACACUGUUAACGGACAUAGGAAAAUAAAUUAAAUAUCUACAUAUAUAUUCCUAAUGAAGCUGCCAACAUAUUGGCAAAAGGCAUAAAUAAGGAUCUUCAAUUCUUGGCGUUAAACAUUAUGACCAUCGUUGUUUUUAGCAUAAAAUAACAUAUUAUUAUUUGUACAAAUAAAGCACAAAUUUAAAAAAACAAUGUACAUAACAUUUCAUGUCAACAUCACUUAUAACUUUAGAUUUCUAAGAACAGUUAAACCUAAAACCUAAUUUUAAUUUUUAUGCUAAAAACAACGAUAGGCCUCAAAUAUGAGAAUAAAAGAUAUUAAAACGUAUGACCCACGUAACAAACGUAUGAACCACAUUAUUUUCAUAUUUUUUACUUCCGUAAGACACAUGUCAUAAUAAACAUAUUAAAAUGGGUCACUCACGUAUUUUUAAGUCGAAGAUUGCUGGACAUGUUUCGCUCCAUAAUGAGAAGCUUCAACGGGAGCACGCGUUGGCCGACCGACGACUGCUACUGAAUCUUUGACUUAAAAAUACGUGAGUGACCCAUUUUAAUAUGUUUAUUACGACAUGUGAUGUGUCUUACGGAAGUAAAAAAUAUGAAAAUAUUGUAGAGAAGUCCCUUGUUAAAAGUGAAAUCGCAUCAUUGCGUCUAAAUAAAAAGCCAAUGCUUGACAAGAUAAUACACUCAAAAGCAUUUCAAAACGGGUCGUUUUGCAAGGAAAUUAUAUAUGCAAAUUGGCUAGUUUGUAUUUUGGGGUUACUUGCGAUGUGUUCACGAAAUUUACAGGAGUGUUCAGUAUGAUGUAGGGUCUCAUAGGUGUGCUACUGGUCUUUAAAUAUUAAACAUGUUAUGGAUACAGGGUGGGCUUAAAUAACCCAACCAAUUUAACAAAACAUGAGUAAAGUAUUUUUUCUGCCCUCCGGGCGGAAAGCGUCGACUUUGCUCCCGCUGCGCUAAACAUAGUUGCCGCUUUCCGCCUCCGUCGAGCAGAAAAAUAGUAUGCGCACCACGGGAGGAAUCAUAGGACAUUCCAUCCCGCGUGUUUGUCACCCUCGCCUUCGGCUCGGUUGACAAUUUUACACGCGGCACGCAAUGUCCUACUUUUCCUCCCUUGGGACACAACUAAAGAAUUAAUUAUUUUAUUUAACAAGUCAAAAAAUCUCUAGGAUCUCAAAUCUCGUUCACUAUUAGAACAAUUUAGCCCCACCCAAGGCGCUAUUUUCAAAAAGCUAAAAAACAAUUGAAUUAUCGUGUUUGGGAAAUCAAAUAUAUUUUACGCGUGGUUAAAGUUAAUCGGGUUAUUCGAACCCAUCUUAUAAAUUGCUCUAGCGUCUAAAAUGUUUUUUUAUCACAACUAAACAUCAAAAAAAAUCUUUGGUAAAAUUUAUUCAAUUAUAUGACCAGUAGCAUGCAUUAUUUUGGAAUGAGAAUAGUAAGAUAAGUUAAUGCGUAUUUACACUGCUCUGGUCGCAGUCUCUAUGUUUAGCGUUGAU